GCGUUGUUGGUUUCGGGUUGUCAGGCAGCGGAGGCGGAAGAGCGACCCGAGGAGGUGACCACGGUGGAGGUGCGUCUCGGCCAUGCCAGCUGUCGCGGCCUGAGGCUCUCCACCUGCCGCAAUCAUGAAGGACAAUGGCGACUCCAAGGACCAGCAGCUCAUGGUGGCACUAAGGGUCCGGCCCAUCAACGUGGCUGAGCUGGAGGAGGGAGCUACCCUCAUCGCUCACAAGGUGGACGAGCAGAUGGUGGUUCUCAUGGACCCAAUGGAGGACCCUGACGACAUCCUGCGGGCACACCGGUCCCGGGAGAAGUCAUACCUUUUUGACGUGGCCUUUGACUUCACUGCCACCCAGGAGAUGGUGUAUCAGGCCACCACCAAGAGCCUCAUUGAAGGUGUCAUCUCAGGGUACAAUGCCACUGUGUUUGCCUAUGGCCCUACAGGCUGUGGGAAGACCUACACCAUGCUGGGCACUGACCAUGAGCCGGGCAUCUAUGUUCGGACCCUGAAUGACCUGUUCCGAGCCAUCGAGGAGACCAGCAAUGACAUGGAGUAUGAGGUGUCCAUGUCCUACCUGGAGAUCUACAAUGAGAUGAUCCGGGACCUGCUGAACCCCGCCCUGGGGUACCUGGAGCUGAGGGAGGACUCCAAAGGGGUGAUCCAGGUGGCCGGAAUCACUGAAGUCUCUACCAUCAAUGCCAAGGAGAUCAUGCAGCUGCUGAUGAAGGGGAACCGGCAGAGGACACAGGAGCCCACGGCUGCCAACCAGACGUCCUCCCGCUCCCACGCAGUGCUCCAGGUGGCAGUCCGCCAGCGCAGCCGGGUCAAGAACAUUUUACAGGAGGUGCGGCAAGGCCGCCUGUUCAUGAUUGACCUGGCCGGCUCUGAGCGUGCCUCCCAGACGCAGAACCGGGGGCAGCGCAUGAAGGAGGGGGCCCACAUCAACCGCUCUCUGCUUGCCCUGGGCAACUGCAUCAACGCACUGAGCGACAAGGGCGGCAAUAAGUACAUCAACUACCGAGACAGCAAGCUCACCCGGCUCCUGAAGGACUCAUUAGGGGGGAACAGCCGCACAGUGAUGAUCGCCCACAUCAGUCCAGCGAGCACUGCCUUUGAGGAGUCCCGGAAUACCCUGACCUACGCCGGCAGAGCCAAGAAUAUUAAGACUCGGGUGAAGCAGAACCUGCUCAAUGUCUCCUACCACAUCGCUCAGUACACUAGCAUCAUUGCUGACCUGCGAGGUGAGAUCCAGAGACUAAAGUGCAAGAUCGACCAGCAGGCAGGGCGGGGCCAGGCCCGGGGCCGACUGGAGCGAGGUGACAUCCGCCAUAUCCAAGCUGAGGUACAGCUCCACAGCGGGCAGGAAGGGCAGGAGGGGCAGGCAGAAAUGGGACAGCUUCGGGAGCAGCUCAUCAGCGCCUUCCACGAGCAGAUGGAUGUGCGGCGGCGUCUGCUGGAGCUGGAGAACCAGGCCAUGGAAGUCCAGAUUGAUACCUCCCGUCACCUACUCACCAUCGCGGGCUGGGAGCACGAGAAGUCACGUCGGGCUCUCAAGUGGCGGGAGGAGCGAAGGAAGGAGUCCUACACCAAAGAGGACAGUGAGAAGGACUCAGACACAGGAGAUGAGCCAGAUAACCUGGAGCCACCAGACGUGGCCUCAGCCCGGGAAAACAUCGCCGCCCUGGUGGGUGAACAGAAGAAGCUGCGCAAGCAGAAGCUGGCGCUGGAGCAGCGCUGCCGGGAGCUGCGAGCGCGGGGCCGGAGCCUGGAAGAGACGCUGCCGCGGCGCAUCGGCUCGGAGGAGCAGCGCGAGGUGCUCAGCCUGCUGUGCCGAGUGCACGAGCUGGAGGUGGAAAACACCGAGAUGCAGUCGCACGCUCUGCUCCGCGACAGUGCCCUGCGCCACCGCCGCGAGGCUGUACGUCUCCUGGAGCAGCACCGCAGCCUCUGCGAGGAGAUCAUCCAGGGCCAGCGGCAGAUCAUCGACGACUACAAUCUGGAGGUUCCUCGGCACCUGGAGGAACUCUAUGAAGUCUACCUUCGGGAGCUAGAGGAGGGCAGCCUGGAGCGGGCCACCAUCAUGGACCGCGUGGCCUCCAGGGCCCUGCAGGACAGCUCCUUGCCUAAAAUCACUCGAUCGGGGACCACACUGACCCCGGACUCUGACCUGGAGAGUGUGAAGACACUGAGUUCUGAGACCCAGCGCCCCCAAAACAACGCCCUACCCCCACUUGGCACAGACAGUGAGUCCUACCAUGUGUUCAAGGCCAGUCCCAAGGCCUGGCAGGCAAAGAAUUCCUCUGUGCCCACUCCACCUCCCAUCCAGGUGGGCACCCUGGUGACCCAGCAGGCCCCUCCACGGGACAGCCUGGGCAGCCAGAUCACCUCUUCCCCGGACAGCAGUGAGAACCUGUCAGAGAUCCCUCUGUCCCAGAAAGAGAAGAAAGAGAUCCUGACUCGGACCAAGUGUAUCUCGGUGAAGGCUGCCCAGCGGCGCUCUCGGGCCCUGGGAUCGGAGGGGCGCCACCUGCUGGCACCUGCCACAGAACGCAGCAGCCUGUCCCUGCACUCGAUGAGCGAGGCUGAAGAUGUUCGCCCGUCUGGUCCACUGGCCUGCAAGCGGCCGCCCAGCCCCACACUGCAGCACGCUGUCAGCGAAGACAAUCUGUCCAGCAGCACUGGCGAGGGCCCCUCUCGGGCAGCAGAACCUCGAGGUGAUGGCCCUGGGCCCUGGGUGCGGGGUCAGAAGAAAAACCUCAGCAAGAAAAGGGAGGAGUCGCUGGAGGCGAAGAGGAGGAAGCGGAGGUCUCGGUCCUUCGAGGUCACAGGACAAGGGCUGUCUCGUCCCAAAACACACCUGCUGGGACCUCAUCCCUCAGAGGGCAUUUCAGACCGGAGGAUGCCAGUGUGUGGGCGGCCAUCCCCUGGUGUCAGACGUUUGGGAAAGGUCACACUGCCUCUGGCCAAGAUCAAAUUUCCUCCAAGCCAGAAUACAGGCUCUGGGAACCCCUCUCCCCUUUCUGUUCCCCCCAACCCAGCUGGUGUUUCCCGCAGAGCUACGCGUGGGCCCAGCCUGCCCCAUGGUUCCAGCACUCUUGGCAAAGAUGGACGCCUCCGGCAUAAUUGAGGGACCCCCGGCGCCUACUGUUCUGCCCCCAGGACUGAGCAGGGUGCAGCAGGGACUGGGAGGUGGAAGUUAGGCAGAUGGAGAUUCCAUGGAGCAAGAGCUUGGAGAGUUGGGCUCCUGUGACCCGGAAUCGGUGGGGUUGUCUGCAUAACUCUUCCAUGCUCUCCACGCCCCUAGAAAGGAGGGGGCCCAGCAGCUUGGCCUCUCAGCCUUGGACAGAACCUUGUUGCCAAAAACUUGCACAGACCUGGGGUCAAUCUUGGCUUCGGCAAUGGGGAAGAGGAGCUGUUAGUGAGACAGGACUCCACCCCUGGGCAAGGGUGAGCUUGGGAUAGGGAAGGAGCCCACAGGACUUCACACAGGGUAGGAAGGGAUGGGGAGGGAUUCUGGUUUUGUAAAUUCUCUGUUGCUUUUUUUUUUUUUCUGCCUUUCUUUUAA
Messenger RNA from Peromyscus leucopus (white-footed mouse), 3565 nucleotides. RefSeq names its product kinesin-like protein KIF19. The record is from RefSeq and is a predicted model, not a curated record. NCBI's taxonomy places the organism in Eukaryota, Metazoa, Chordata, Mammalia, Rodentia, Cricetidae. Gene Ontology annotation, molecular function: ATP binding; microtubule motor activity; microtubule binding. Gene Ontology annotation, biological process: microtubule-based movement.